ACGCGGCGGGCAGCAGCAGGUGUGGACGGUCCGUAGUGUUAUUUCUUUAUUUUGGUGUGAUUGCUGGAGCUUGUGGGCCAAUGCUACACCGUGUGGUCACACUGAAGCGGGUUCUGGUCCAGCUCCGGGUUUGAAAGCCUCGUCGAGAUGUCGUCGGUUGAACAUGACGGCACCUUCAGUCAGCUCAAUAAGUUUGAGAAACUGUCGUGGAGGCCCCUCAGCCGCGACCCAGGCUCCAAGAAGCGAGCACGGUGGCUUCAGGCUCGGCGCAUUUUCGCCCCUUCCUGCCCCAACCUACGGAUCCCCAACAGGUUUCUGAGAGAAGGUGCUGAAAGACAUUGUGUACCCCCAGCCCGGAGCGGACACCGCUGUGUGGCAGACAGCACCAACCUGUAUGUGUUUGGAGGUUACAACCCAGACUUUGACGAGGCAGGCGGGUCAGAGAAUGAAGACUACCCUCUCUUCAGGGAGCUUUGGCGGUUUCAUUUUGCCACGGCCACCUGGCAGCAGGUCCGCACAGAGGGUUACAUGCCGACAGAGCUGGCCUCUCUGUCAGCUGUUUUACAUGGCAACAACCUUCUUGUGUUUGGUGGCACGGGGAUUCCAUUUGGUGAAAACAACGGCAAUGACGUCCAUGUUUGCAAUGUUCAGUACAAACGAUGGAACCUGCUCAACUGCAGAGGGAAGAAACCCAACAAGAUCUAUGGACAGGCCAUGGUCAUCAUUAAUGGCUACCUCUACGUGUUUGGCGGGACAACAGGCUACCUUUACAGUACAGACCUGCACAGGCUGGACCUGACCACCAGAGAGUGGACCCACCUCAAACCCAACAAUGCACCCUCAGAUCUACCAGAGGAGAGGUACAGACAUGAACUAGCCCAUGAUGGACAGCGAAUAUACAUUUUAGGAGGUGGGACUUCCUGGACGUCAUAUCCCCUGGACAAGAUUCACGCAUAUAACUUGGAGACAAAUUACUGGGAGGAGAUUGUCAGCAAACCCCACGAAAAAAUAGGAUAUCCUGCUGCUCGCCGUUGUCACAGCUGUGUGCAGGUCAAAGAUGAGGUGUUUAUAUGUGGGGGUUAUAACGGAGAGCUGAUCCUAUCCGACCUGUGGAAAAUCAACCUGCAGACAUUUCAGUGGACCAAGCUGCCGGCCGCCAUGCCAGAACCGGCCUAUUUUCACUGUGCUGCAGUCACUCCGGCUGGCUGCAUGUAUGUUCACGGCGGUGUCGUCAACAUGUCUGGGAACAGAAGGACUGGCUCUUUGUACAAACUGUGGUUGGUGGUGCCCAGCCUGCUGGAGCUGACCUGGGAGAAGCUGCUGAAAACAUUCCCUCAUUUAGCUCAGCUGUCCACGCUUCAGCUGCUCAGCAUGGGACUGACGCACACACUAAUUCAGCGGCUGAAAUAGACAAAGCACAGAGACUGAAGGAAGUGGUAUGUGAUGAAACAGCACUGACUCUAAAAUCACUGAUGACUAGGAAAAGAUAGUCUGACGUCAGAAGUUUCUGAAAAACUUUGAAUGCCUUUUAACUUUAGUUUAAUGUAAAUGUCCUUGUAAAGGGAAAAAAAGUUUUUCUGCAAUGACUUUCUUUGUAUGUGGUGGGUCAGAUUUGAGUUUGCAUGAAUCCAUCAGAAGUCAUGAAUCAGUGUGGACACCUGAAUCAUUGUUUCUUUUGCUUUGCACUCAAAAAAAUGUUGGUCAACUCCAUAUUGCAUUCCCCAUUUUCUAUUUAAUUUUUUUACCACACAUUGCUGUCGUAUGAGCUGGAAUAGCUAAAUGUCCCAGGCAAAUUGAAUGUUUCUUCUGCUAGUGUCAUUUUAGAUUACAUUCAGCGACGGAGCUCAGCUCGUUUCACUGUUCAGACAUAGGUUAGAUCAAACAUUGCUGAUAUAAACCUAAAUUUCCCAUUUAGUUAGAGAGAAAUGGGCCAGAUUAAAUGGGCACACUGCUGAUUAAGCAUCGGCACGUUACAACUGUGAUACCUAAAAGUCUAAGUAGGUCAAUUAUUUAAAGCAUCAUGUUUCAGCCUCCAGGGCUUUCUGAUUGCAUGCUGAUAUCGAACUUUGAUCGUAAAUGUACAAUACAAAUUUUAAAUGUUCCUCCCACUGGUCACAUUAGGCCUUGUGAUCAUAAAAAAAAAUAAUAAUAAUAACAUCUGUGACAUGGCAUCACUGUGAAUCUUCUAGUGCCUCUUUGGUUAUUCUUCUUCUUUAAGGAAACAUUAGAAAUAAAUGAAUGCACCUGUAGCUCCACAGUGAUUCUUAAGCCUUUUUGUUUCUACAUUCGGUGCCUUCUGAAUUUCCUAAAUGUCACACAUAUUGUUUUUACACAUCAGUGAAUCAGACCUUUCUUAGAAUGUUUGUUUUCUCAGUGCAUGUACAUGUAGCUUUUUUCCCCCCAUGUGUUUUACCUGGUUUUCGCCACAUGAGCCUUUUGUUGCUGAACCUUUCUGCUCACGAGUAAUCAGCAGCCGCCGCUUACAGCUAACGAUUUUACAAUAACUUAAAUACACAUUUGUUACCUAUUUAUUUGAAUCACUCUCCUGCUGUUUUAUUUUAUUACAAAACUUUGAAUUGUAGCCAAACAUGAAGCUUCUUUUCUUUUCCCAUUAUUUCAUUGUCAUUUCAGUUCAGUUUAUGCCUAAACUUCAUUUUCACCUUUUAUACUGUAACAUAGACUCUGUUGUUUUUUUUUGUUUUACUUUUGGUCUUGUUUUUCCAGAAGAAUUGUGCUGUGGUACUUUUAACAAGAAACAAGGUAGAGUCUUGAGGUGUACUCAGGAUGUGAAAUACUGUGAUCAGACUCAGUCUGAAGAACUCCAUAAACAUUCACUAUUGCCAAAAUGUCAAGUCUUUUUUUUGUAAAAGCAGAUUUAUGCAUGCAGAGAUGACUUUGAUGAACCAAAUCUUUUUGCGGUAACUGCUGACUGUAAAUCUUAAAUACGGUAGUAACGCACCAGCUGCUUGUAUUCAGUCACAUCUUUGCCUAUUUUUAUCUCCUAUUUUGUCAACUUUUACCUUUUAUCACACACGAUCACUGUAACUGCCGGUACAAUACUAAGCUAACUCUUCUCAAAUGUAUUGUAUCAUAAUGCCCAUUUUCUUAUUCAAAACUGCUCAGUUAGUUUCUUAUGUUUGACAUGUUAUGGCCUUAUUUAUCUUAUUAUGAAGCAACAGCUUCAUUUUGUGCUCAGACUUGAUAAAUGUACUGCCUUGCUUAAGAUUGAGAUGUUUAUAUUUACAUCAAUUGGGAUGUUAAUGAAAGUUAAAUUAUCUCUUGCAUGACAGUAUGGUGUGCAUGUCACUUUAUAUAAACUCUCGGGAGAAAAGCUAAAUGUCUCCUCAAAAGCAAUUAUGGCUGUAAUGUACAUUAUAUUUUGUAAUUCCUGACAGUACAAACAAUAAAAACACAGGCAGACAGGUUUUCAAACUG
Anoplopoma fimbria (sablefish) is the source of this 3435-nucleotide messenger RNA. RefSeq names its product kelch domain-containing protein 10-like. The coding region runs from base 148 to 1410 and encodes 420 amino acids. The transcript has 10 exons. The record is from RefSeq and is a predicted model, not a curated record. Gene Ontology annotation, molecular function: protein binding. Gene Ontology annotation, biological process: positive regulation of stress-activated MAPK cascade. NCBI's taxonomy places the organism in Eukaryota, Metazoa, Chordata, Actinopteri, Perciformes, Anoplopomatidae.